Sordaria macrospora k-hell is the source of this 501-nucleotide messenger RNA. RefSeq lists its product as uncharacterized. Lineage: Eukaryota; Fungi; Ascomycota; Sordariomycetes; Sordariales; Sordariaceae. The record is from RefSeq and is a predicted model, not a curated record.
AUGGGCGAGGUGUAUACUUGGGCUUCCAAGGUAUGGGUUUGGUUGGGUCCUACAUGCCCAAACAUCACGCCAAGGUCGUCUCCAACUCGACACGAGAGUGACUUCAGAGGCGAGAGAAAGGUCAAAAGAGCCAUUAUCGGCUUGAAACGAGCGGCAAAACUCAGAGCCACGCCUCCCGGAAUGCCUUGGAUUGACUCCUCCAUGCAUGGGAAGCAGCAAGGCUAUGGUCCGCGUACCACCUUUCAAGAUGCCCUUCUUGCCUCUCGCUCCCUAGCCAGAGUCUUUGUCCGCCUUUGGCUCCGCGAAACGUUUGCGCAACUCAAAACAUAUUUAAUCAUGUGCUACGCCUGCUUUACGUCCGCUCAUGCCUCGGAUCUCCUCGAAACUAACGACCUCGAAUAUCUCUUGGACAGAGAAUGGCUACACCGCGCCUGGACAUUCCAAGAGAUUAUUCUCGCCAGCAACCCCAUCAUCCUCUGCGGCGACGAGUCCAUCACCUGA